AUGUCCAUCCUUGGAAGGCUGGCGCUUCUGGUCGGGCUUGCAACAGCCUUGCCUUUGACCUCGACAAUUGAAAGCGACGCUGGUGUCAACAACACCAUCAUUACGAGUUCUGCUCUCGAUUCUCGUGCUGCGGCAGCUUCUUCAUCCUCGUGGUGGUUCCCAAACAUCGACUAUUCGAACUCGGACUGGGCCAACUAUGAUCCCAACUUGGGCAACAACUACAACUAUCCGGUCUACGUAUCCGUCAGCGAUGCGAACGGUCUGACCAACGCCAUUGCUUCGAACAACCGACCCAAUGGCGAUCUCGCUGCCCAGCCCCGUGUCAUCUACAUUGCACCCGGCACCUACACCUUGUCUUCCACCUUGUACCUGUACACGGACACGAUCCUGAUCGGUGAUGCUGUCAACCCACCGACGAUCCGUGCCUCUUCCAACUUCGAUGGCAGUCAGCUCAUCGCUGGUGGCAAGGACCAAAACGACAACGAUGGUGGCGGCGAGCUCAAGUUCUCCACCAUGAUCAAGAACGUCAUUCUCGACACUACUGCCAACUCUGGCCAGAGACAAUUUACUGCUCUGUCGUGGAGGGUCGCUCAGAACUCUGGCCUGGUCAACGUUGUGAUCAACCUCCCAUCGGGUGCUCACACCGGUAUGACUGUCGGCCAAGGCUCGACUAUCCAGAUCGGCGAUGUAACUUUCAAUUACGGUAACAUCGGUCUUGAGUAUGAUGGAUCCCAGCAAGCCACCCUCAAGAACCUCGCAUUCAACAAAUGCACCACUGGUAUCUCCAUCACGGGCGGAAAUACCAUUAACAUCUUCCAUCCGACUUUCAACACCGUCGGCUUCCCGAUCGUCCUUCAGGACGGUGUCGGAGCCUGGGUGUCUGUGGUUGACGGUACCACCACCAACUCCGGAACCUUCUUCAACAGCAAGAACAAGUACCCGAACUUCAUGCUCGAGAACAUUGUCGCCGACUCCUCGAAGAACCCCGUCGUGGUCGUCGCCGGUACCACCAAGGUGUCGGGCCGCACCCAAACCAACACCUACGUGUACGGCAACACGGUCGGCGCGAACCCAAUCUACCAGACCAACAACCAGCCCGUCAACAUGAACCGCCCUUCAGCGUUGACCACCGGCAAUGGCUUCUACCCCGUCGUCACCGCCAACCAAUACCAGGAAGCCCGCGUGUCGGACGUCAUCAACCUGAAGAACUACAACCAAAACGGCGGCGUCAAGAUCAAGGGUGACGGCAACACCAACGACGGGCCCAACCUCCAAUCCGCCCUCAACUACGCCGCCCAGCAAGGCAAAAUCGCCUUCCUCCCCUACGGCGUCUACCGCACCCUCCAAACCAUCACCAUCCCCGCCGGGACCGAGCUAGUCGGCAACGGCUGGUCCACCAUCAGCGGCUACGGCAGCGCCUUCACCGACGCAUCCAACCCCAAACCCGUCGUGCAGAUCGGAACCCCGGGAAGCUCCGGCACUGCCCACAUCCAAGACAUCCGCUUCACCGUCGGCCAGCAACUCCCCGGCGCCAUCAUCCUGCAGGUCAACCUCGCGGGCUCCAAGCCCGGCGACGUCUCCAUCUCCAACUCGCUGAUCACCGUCGGCGGCCUGCCGGACACGGAGAUCAACUGCGGCAACGCCGCCUCCUGCCAAGCCGCCUACCUGGGCCUGCACCUUAGCAGCUCCUCCUCGGCGUACAUCGACAACAUGUGGGUGUGGGUCGCCGACCACCCGUCCGACGGCAGCGGCAACGACAUCCACAUCGCGGCCAAGGGCGGCGUCCUGGUCGAGGCGACCAAGGGCACCUGGCUCGCGGGCCUGGGCGCCGAGCACUUCUGGCUGUACCAGGUCAGCUACAACCGCGCGGCCAACGUCUUCAUCAGCCUGCUGCAGUCCGAGACCAACUACCAGCAGGGCCAGGACUCGAACGGCAACCAGAUCCGGCCGCGGCCGGCCGCGCCGUACGCCAACGCCCUGACGGCGAGCGACCCGGACUUCUCGUGGUGCGGCAACCGCGGGCCGACGUGCUACAAGAGCGUGGCGCAGUACUUCAGCAAGAACAAGAGCAGCGCCAUCUACAGCUACGCCGCGGGCAGCUGGAACUUCGACAUCUUCGGCGGCACCCAAGACUUCAUGAACGUGAUGAGCAGCGUGCCGGACGCCUCCAAGUUCUACGGCUUGACCGCCCACAACACCCAGCUGGUCAUGAGGUUGCCCGACGGCUCCAGUUUUGGAGACGCGGAUCACUACGGCGGCAGUUGGGGCAACCUGGUGGCGGCGUACAGCACUUAG
This is a messenger RNA of Dissoconium aciculare CBS 342.82, 2295 nucleotides long. Its product is annotated as glycoside hydrolase family 55 protein. Bases 1 to 2295 code for a protein of 764 amino acids. Lineage: Eukaryota; Fungi; Ascomycota; Dothideomycetes; Mycosphaerellales; Dissoconiaceae. The record is from RefSeq and is a predicted model, not a curated record. The transcript has a single exon.